Messenger RNA from Misgurnus anguillicaudatus (oriental weatherfish), 6126 nucleotides. NCBI's taxonomy places the organism in Eukaryota, Metazoa, Chordata, Actinopteri, Cypriniformes, Cobitidae. The record is from RefSeq and is a predicted model, not a curated record.
AGCUAAGUCGGUUGUAAGCCUUUUGAUGCUUUUUCGGCUAUCAUUUAAAAUUAUCUCGAUGCAUGCGGUGCAUGUUUUUGAUACUUUUGUGAAAAUAAAAAACUUUUGUAUGUCGCACAACAAUGACGUACUAUGACGCUGAAAUCAUAGGACGCUCGACUAUUGCAGACAUUGACAUUUUUAGAUAAACUAGCUGUAAAAAAUUGUUAACGCUUUUUUAUUUUCAUCUGAAAUGGUUGUAAUCCUUAGUAAUGCGUGCGAUGUGGUUUUUUCUUUUCUUUUUAGCUCACAGAGGCUCAUUUUGGCAACAGUCGUUAUAGCGCUUCAGUAGAGCGGGUGCCAUUUUGGACUGAAUAUUCUUCAUAGAGCUUCGCUAACGCGGCCGACAUUUUGGAAUGAAAAUUCGCACAGACAAAAUGGAGGCUGUGGACAAAGUUGUCCGGUAGAGGGCGGCGUCGGACCACAUAUUGUGCCUCUUCAUUUUGUUACACUGACUAGAUGGAGAACAGCGUGGUCCCUGUCAGUCUGCUGUAGCUAGUUGAGCACGGUGUUAAACACCAGCUCGUCCGCUCCCCAUUGUAAAUAAAUAAAUAAAGAUUUCUAUUAAGCAGCCUAGAUAUCUCCACAUCUCUAUGCGCCGCGAGAUAUUACAGAAACCAAAUGUGAAACCGGAAGACGUGGCAAUGAUAAUAUAUCUCUCUGUAAUCUCCCCCAAUCAAUUAUAUAUUUAAUUUUUUAACGUUUAAAGGAUAACACAGGUCUGUUUCUUAGGUACGUGUGAUGGUUCCCUUAUCGACUUUCAAAAUCUGUUGACUAUACCUCUACACGACAACAACGCCGCUGGCGACGGUCUUGCUGAUUCGACUACGGGUGAAUUUCCCCGCGAGCCGAGUGUUGAACAGGUGGUCAUAGAUUUGACGGCCGAACACGACGGGGACGAAGUGAUAGAUCUUUCAGAUCCCUUGCUGGAGGAGGGGUUCAACGGUGAUGCCGCAGAGGUCCUAACGCUAUACGAAAACUGUCUCGGGCGUAGCGAUUGUGAGCCUGGCUGUAGCACCUCACAGCAUAACGGUUGGGUCCAGUCGUCUUGGGCUAGUGAUCAUAGCGCAUGCGCCGAUGAUGAGGUGGACUGGUCCGGGUCGCCGAUAAACGCUUGGGGUCAAGCUUCCUGGUCCGGCGACAACAGCUUACCGUCGAGCGGUCAACAGACCCCAAACACUAUCCAACCUUCCAUUCAUGAAAAUAACGCUUGGGAUCAAGACUCAUUACCAUCGAGCGGUCAACAGACGCCAAACAGUAUUCAACUCCCCGUCGAUGAAAAUAACGAUGGAAACUUAGAGCUGGCUCAAAUUGAACAGCUUCAUAUCAGAUUAGACGCUUUUGACCGCAGACUAAACGCGCUAGAAGAUCGUAUGCGUCAGGUUUACGGUCAACAGGGUGCUCAUGACGGUGCUUUUCACUUGGGUCUAGAUAGACAGCGUUUAGCUAUAGAGGAAAUAGCUCAUGAUUUACGACAACAAAUUCAGAAUGCUGAGAAUUCAAUCAAUCGUUUGCACGACUUAACAUUCGAGCAGAUGAGAGAAAGACGUCUAAUGUUUGAAGCCGUCUAUGCUAUGGUUUUCCCGAUAUUUUAUCCGUAGUGCAAUUUUUUAUAAGACAUAGCAUUUUUACUCUAUAUCCUAUGCUAUUUCACAUUUAUCUACCUCGUGUUUUAGCAUGUAUUUUGUUUUCAUCUAGCAUUUAUCUACUUCAUGUUUUAGCAUGUAUUUUGUUUUCAUCUAGCAUUUAUCUACCUCAUGUGUUUAUGGUUUUAGCAAUUAUCUACCAUAUAUCUAUCUCAUGUUUUAGCAUGUAUUUUGUUUUCAUCUAGCAUUUAUCUACCUCAUGUGUUUAUGGUUUUAGCAAUUAUCUACCAUUUAUCUAUCUCAUGUUUUAGCAUGUAUUUUGUUUUCAUCUAGCAUUUAUCUACCUCAUGUUUAAGAUUUUACCGUUAUCUACUUUUUGUAACAUCUGAAAAUUAAUGUACAAUGAAUAAUGAUAAUUGUUCAGACGCUGCGCAUAGCAGUCAUUCUCUUUCAGAUCAGUCACAGGGUGCAGCGUCUGAAGAGGUCGGUAGGUCGCAACAACAAUUGUUAAAUGCUUAUCCGAAUUCUGAGUCGUCGCAGCAAUUCAUCCAUUUUGAUUCGGACCCUCAACUACAAGAACUGUUAAAUACACUUUACGCAUACACACAGCAAGAUGGCGGUGCGCUACCAAACACCUCAGGUCCAUCUACUACCUCGGAUACACCUACAGACGCUAUCGAACCGAUACAGACGCCCCCUUCCGAUACACCGUCGCUGAGCAGAGUCGACAUCGAAGCGUUGAUACGAGAUGGCGGAACCGUAAACGACUUUCACGUUUAUCCGAGACCUCGUUUCAAUAGCGUGGAGCUGCAGAGAUCCAUGAAUCUGAGAGAGAUUAGAGCCACAGAUUUAGCAUCGUAUCACAUACGCCUGCACGACACCAUGAACGAAAUGGUAACAUUGGCAAGACAAAUCGGAGGCGACAACAGCGUGAUCAAUUUCACGCUAAGAGGUCCGAGUCUCAAAUCUGACGUAUCGGCAAUUUUACACCCGGGAAAUAAUUACGACGUAGCGUUAUUUACAGAUCAAAUUGAAAAAAUGUUACAGAGCGACGAGCGACUAUUGUGUGAUGAUAUGGUCGAGAUAGGCGCUACCGUGGCAAUGAACAGACAGGGGGGUGUUCGACGCAAACUUACGGAUUUGGCUCUUGACCAGGUGAUCAAAAGAAAAAAGACGAGUUUGUUUUGUCCUACGAAUAUCUCUAAUAAUUUGUGCUUCUCUAUCUGUCUCGCACAUUUUCUCGAUCCCGCACUACCUGAGAGCGAACUGGAAAGACGCGCUGCGGCGAUUCAGAAUGACGCGGGGUUCUCUAUUCAAGACAAGAUCGGCCUUUGCGACGUAGCAGAAGUUUGAGAGUAUUUUCGACGUCAAAAUAGUCGUUUUUUACAGAACGUCCGAUGGACCGGUAGAAACCUUUGCAAAUCAGAGCGAACCGCAUCCGAAAACAUUGCACCUCUACUUACACGACGAACACUUUUACACGAUUCUCAAUCUAAAGGCGUUCAUCGGCUCCGACUACGUAUGCAGGUUCUGCUAUAAAGGGUACAACGAUGUUAAACAUCACCACUGUAGUCGCAUCUGCAAUGUGUGUUUCGACCCCGAUUGCUACAAACAUCCUAAAAGAACCAUACAUUGCUCAGAUUGUUUGCGAUUUUGCAAAUCCGAUUACUGUUACAAAGCACACAAGAAGAUUCCCCAGGGCAGAGACCGUGUGCCGUGCGAUAUGAUAAAAUACUGUAAAUUGUGCAACAGACGCUACAAUGUUUCAGGCGCUAGAGAUAAUCACAAAUGCAAGCCCUUCCAAUGCGUCCAUUGCGGUGAAGAUCUCGGGGUAGAGGGGAUGCACCAGUGCUUUAUACGCCCUAUAAAUCCCAAGGAUACUAGCGAGAAGUACAUCUUCUACGAUUUUGAAACCCGUUACAAAAACGGAAAACACGUCGCCAACUUUGUAUGCGCAAUCACUUUUCAAGGGGAGAAAUUUGUAGCAGAGGGGCCCUACUGCGUAUCGUACCUAAUCAACCAUUUCAGACAACGCCGAUACAAAGGCUACACUUUCAUAGCCCACUACGCCUCCAAAUUCGAUUCUUUUCUCAUUUUGGAAUAUUUCUGCAAAGCGGGGCUCACGUUGGACAUCAUCAUGCAAGGGUGCAAAUUAAUCUACAUGUACGACGAUGCGUAUGCUCAACGAUAUAUCGACAGCUACUCGUUCAUUCCCAUGGCCUUGUCUAAGAUGCCUGCCGCGCUAAACUUGACUACGAUGGAAAAGGGGUACUUUCCCCAUCAUUUCAACAGGGUGGAAAACGAGCGUUAUGUAGGCCCCUACCCUGAUAAAAAGUUUUACGGCUACGAUAACAUGACCGACAAAAACCAGGCAAAGUUUGACGAGUGGUACGCCACCGUCUCUGAUAAAGUCUUUGACUUCAGACAUGAGCUGUACGAGUACGGCGUGAACGACGUGGUCUUAUUACGCGAAGCUUGCAUGAAAUACCGCGACGAGUUCAUCGCAUGCACCGAGCUCGACCCCUUCAACUUUACAACGCUGGCUAGUUGUUGUAUGGGUGUGUUUAAAACGCAUUAUCUCGACAGUAAGACGCUGGCUCUUACGCACAACAACGCGUACGUUCAAAAGAGUAAGACGUACUCGAACGCAUCGAUCGAAUGGCUCGAGUAUGUUAAAAAGACUCGAAACUUGGACAUUCACCAUGCCUUGAAUCACGGUGAAGUGUCUAUCGGUAAAUAUUACCUGGACGGGUUUGUGGAAAUCCAAGGUACGAGAUACGGGUACGAAUUUGCCGGCUGCCUGUUCCACGGCCAUCAGUGCCGCUAUCCAGCGCAUUACACGCAUCCCAUGUCGGCCGUACCCUACGGCGUUCUCAGGAGACAGUUUGACGAAAAGGUUGAUAUUCUGCAGAAUGCGUACGGGUUAAAAAUCGAGGUAAUGUGGGAGUGCGAAUGGACCAAAAUGAAACGAGACGACCCCUCGGUAAAAGAAUUUAUGAGUACCUACUCUGCUCCGGAGAGACUGAAGCCCAGGGACGCUCUCUUUGGCGGGCGAACGAACGCCUACAAACUCUAUCACAAAACGGCGGAAGGAGAAAGAAUAAGCUACGUCGAUUUCACCAGCUUGUAUCCCUUCUGUCAGUCUACGAAAACCUACCCCAUCGGUCACCCCGAAAUCAUUUUCAACGAUUUCGAGCCGAUCGAAAACUACUACGGACUUAUCAAGGCCGUCGUGUACCCUCCCCGUAAAUUACUGCACCCCGUACUGCCGUAUAGAUGCAAUGGGAAAUUAUUUUUUCCACUGUGUCGUACUUGCGCUCAUGCUGAAAAUCAGACGUCGUGCUGCAGUCACACGGAUGAAGAAAGGGCGCUCUCGGGUAGCUGGGUCAGUAUUGAGCUUUUGAAGGCCGUCGAGAAGGGGUACGUGAUCGCUAGGAUCGACGAAGUUUGGCAUUUUCCCCAACGUUCUGAUACGCUGUUUCGUGAUUACGUGAAAACGUUUUUGCAAUUGAAACAGCAAGCGUCCGGUUACCCCUCAAACGUAGUCACGGACGCGGACAAAGCAAAGUACAUUAGAGAUUAUUACAAAAAAGAGGGGAUUCGUCUCGACCCUGAAAAGAUCAGUUACAACCCCGCUCAGAGAUCCAUCAAUAAACUACUGCUGAACUCUCUUUGGGGACGCUUUUCUAUGCGCGAGAACCUCCCCAAAACGCUACUCGUGAAAAAACCUGAAGAUUUCACCAGAAUUGUUUUCAACAAAAUCACCGCGCUGAAAUAUUUCACGUUCGUCUCGGACGACGUAGCUCUCGUUCAGUUUCAAAAACCCGAAGGCGAUUUGUGCAAAACAAACGACAUUAACGUGUUCGUAGGGGCAUUUACGACCGCUCACGCGCGACUGGAGUUGUACGAACUCAUGGAUAAACUCGGCGAUCGUUUGUUAUACUCCGACACAGACAGCGUUAUAUUCGUUUCUAGGGAUGGCGACUGGGAUCCUCCGCUGGGGGAUUAUCUGGGGGAGCUGACGAACGAAUUGGACGAUGGUGAUUUCAUAACAGAGUUCUGUUCUAGCGGACCAAAGUCUUACGGCUAUCGUACCGCUAAAGGAAAGGUAACCAUGAAGGCUAAAGGGAUAACGCUAAAUGCUGAAAAUUCUCAAACGAUCCGAUUAGACACUCUGAUUGAUCUGGUUGACGGCUAUGCUAAAUCGCGCGAUAACUCGCGCUGCCUCCUGGCGCACACUGAAAACAUUGUGAGAGAUAAAAAGCAUCUCACGCUGCACAACAAAUCAGUCGUCAAAAGGUUAGAGUCAGUUUAUAACAAAAGAAGACUGUUGGGGAAACGGCUGCACUCUUCCGUAUGGGUUCUGAACACAGAGGCCUGCGGGAGGCUUCUAAUUUUGAUUUCAGGCUCCAACACCCUUUCUCAUGCAUCGUCAGUGGACCCUCCAAUUCAGGAAAGUCUUUUUUCGUUAAACUGUUGUUGGAAAAUGCUACGAAUGUGA